Messenger RNA from Clonostachys solani, 1407 nucleotides. The record is from the annotation of a GenBank genome assembly. Lineage: Eukaryota; Fungi; Ascomycota; Sordariomycetes; Hypocreales; Bionectriaceae.
AUGUCGGCUAUACAACGUAUUCCAGACGAGGUCUGGGGACACAUAUUCAAAGGUUUUGAAUGCACUUUGCCUCCGACUCAAUGGUGGAUGGAUAGAGUCCUCGUUAAUAGGUCUCACCGCCUCACUCUCGCAUCGUUGUGCCUCGUCUGCCACCAAUUCAGGCGAUGCGCACAACCUCUACUCUACAAGAACCUCUUCUUAGAGGGCGUAGAGCCAGACAAUGACACAGGCUUUAUACGAGCCAUACGCGAGCUGGCACUCCACCCUAGCCUCGGUCAAAAUACUCGCAUCUUGGCCGUUGACAAUAAUCUCGGGAGGAGUGGAAAGGGCCUGCGGGUUGACAGUGGGCAGCUCGCGUCGGCCAUACACGUGAUGGACCUGCCACCGCGGUUUCGGCAAUUCCUUGAAAGUAGUCAUUUUGAUGCCGAACGUAUCAGCCCAGCAUCUCUCUGCCUCCUUUUCACUCCAAAUGUCCAGUCGCUAGACAUCACGUUUGGGGAGACGCCACUACUUCUCUCCUGGAUCCUGAGCGGAAACCUUGAUUUGGAGAAGACCUCAUUUCUGCCCAAGAGAGGCGAGGACGAUGAGUCUGGGGAUGCGGACUAUGGCUUUGGAUACGACGAUGAUAAGGUUAUUGUCAGGGCCUAUUCCAACUUUGGGCUACCGCGGCUGAAGGAAGUACACCUGAAGCACUGGAGUAUCGUGUUCUCCACGCCCAUCACCGAUAUAGAGGCGGCCUUUAUGCACCCGGGUGUCGAGAUCAUGCGCACGGUGGGCCUCGAUUGGCGAGCCACGCACGUACCUAAACGGCGGUGGCCUGAUUUCACAUCCAGCAUAAGGGUUCUAGAAUUGACAGAAUGCAUCAUGGAUGCUAAGGGUAUAGAGGAUAUGUUCCAGCUUUGUCCCAAUUUGGAGAGCCUCAGAAUCUUCCUCGCUGAUAGCAACCGAGCAGCGGAAAUUCAGGAUGCUGAUUAUGAAAUCAUUAUGGAUGCCGUGGGCACUGUGCUUCGGAAGCAUGGAAGAAACCUGGUCAAACUCGACCUAGAGACUGCUGAGUUCGGUGGAUACGUCAAUAGGGCCAUUGGCUCUCUUCAAGAUCUUGACAAGCUACGCGACCUCAAAAUAGCACAAAGAGAUCUCGUUGGAUACAGCACCUUUUAUCCCUUCGACCCAGCGGUGCCUCAUCUUAUAAGCGUUCUACCGCGUUCCCUUGAGACGCUUUAUCUGCACUAUGACAGGCUAUACAUGGGAUUGGCGGCAGAUGAAUACAAACGCAAGGGCACAAACAACGAAAUUUUCGAGUUGAUCACCAGUGGAGAGUUUCCAAAUCUUCGCGAGAUGGUUGGCGAUCCGAGAUACGAGAGGAACCCCUUUGGAAAGGACCAUCUACUGGCUGCCGGCGUGUAA